Molecule: messenger RNA, 3584 nt
Organism: Myripristis murdjan (pinecone soldierfish)
Lineage: Eukaryota; Metazoa; Chordata; Actinopteri; Holocentriformes; Holocentridae
Gene: nol9
Product: nucleolar protein 9
Exons: 13
Coding region: 289-2415 (708 amino acids)
Biological process (GO): cleavage in ITS2 between 5.8S rRNA and LSU-rRNA of tricistronic rRNA transcript (SSU-rRNA, 5.8S rRNA, LSU-rRNA)
Cellular component (GO): nucleus
Molecular function (GO): polynucleotide 5'-hydroxyl-kinase activity
Source: RefSeq, a predicted model, not a curated record
ACACCCCGUGUAAGACAUAGUCGACCACCCGGACGGAACUCGGCGUCUGUUUUUGGCUCACACAUGUUAGCCACGGUUAGCUAGCUAGCGUGUUAGCAGAGCCGGCUGCAAAAAACGUGUCAGCGGCUGGUUUGCUAGCUCCUUGAUAUCACUUUCCACGAUAUACAGACUAUCAACACAAUACUAAGGCAAGGGGUGAUUCCUCUAAUUGUUGUUUUCCCAGCUCGGGGGCUACGCCUUCCCCUCACAUCAGCAGCACACAGGAACAAGCGUGUGUCUUGUAGCACCAUGAAGGUAAACAAACCCGCACAAGUCAAAGGCAAUGUGAAGUCUCAGAAGUGGAAGGACGUGAGGGGCAAGCGACACAGGCCUCCCAUCAACUCGUCUGAUCUCAACUCCAGUCCUGUCAUGGCGAGGGUGAUACAGGAGCACCAAGCAGCGGUGAGGAAGAAGAAGCCCAACGUCAAGAGGCUGAAGAAGAAGGCCAAGACUGUCCCUGGCUCUAAGAAAAGCACCUCUCCGCCUGGAGUCAAGAAAUCUCACACACAAACACAAACUAAUGGGAGUUCAAUGUUAACAGUGGAUGAGUCAGAUGAGUCCCAGGACUCCCAGGACUGGAAAGCCCUGGCACAGUCCACAUACAGGAACGGCGUGGAGUCCCCAGAUGACAUGGACAUUGGCACACCAGGUAGACUGGAGGGAGAGGCUCUGCAUUACUGUGCAGAGAGAGAUGACCGCCAGAAACACGCAGUACUGGUCAUGCAGAAGGAUCAGACCCUGUGUUUCCGUGGAAAGUGCUUUCUGACCUGCCUGUACGGCCGAGUGGAGGUGAUGGGGUUCACUAUUGAGGAGGGCCAGCAGUCAUAUCCACUCUUCUCCCCUGCCUCCCAUUGUCCCCUGACCAUCGUGGCUCUGGGGAGCGCCGAUGACACCAGAGAUGAUGGAACAGAGGCGGCAGCUAUCCUUCGCAAAUAUCUUUCAUCAGCAUCACGUAAGAAACUGGUAAAAAGGAUACGCUUGAACUCGUCUGUGAUCCUGCUAGAGCCCAUGGAGACGCCUCUGACACGGUUUCUGUCAAGCUUCGCAGAUCUCAGUGAAUUGUUCAGCCCUCCAGUGACUGAGCUCAUGUCGGCUGUGCUUGACACUCCACUCAAUGGUUUGGGUAUGAUUCCACUGGCUAACAACAUUGAGGGCCUGACAAUGUCAAAGAGCUACAGAGAUGCUCUGAAUACAGUGGUUAACGCCUGCAGAGGUGAUAUGGACGGUUGUGCGGUGAUCCUUGUAUGUGGGACUAAAAAUGUUGGUAAAUCAACGUUUAUCCGCGUCCUUCUCAACACCUUACUAAAUCACACUGCUAGUAUAGAUUACCUGGAAGCUGACUUGGGUCAAACAGAGGUCACUCCUGCUGGCUGUCUAUCUUUGUCUACUAUCAGAGAACCACUUCUGGGCCCUCCUUUCACACACCAGAGCACUCCGGAGCACAUGAUCUACUACGGUCAGUCGUCAUGCGAGUCAGAUUUGGACCGCUACCUGGAGUCCCUUAAGGCCUUAUGGCAUCGACGCUCCCAGAGCAGAGAGACGCCCGUCAUCAUCAACACCAUGGGCUGGAUCAAAGGUUUUGGAUUCCAGCUCCUGGUGGACAUGAUCCGCAUCUUCCCAGUCUCACAUGUAGUGCAGCUCGGUCACGGUGGGUCGACCCAGUGUCCCGCCCUCACUCCGGAGUUCCUCAGGACAGCACAUGGGUGCCAGACGCACCCACCUGCCCAGACCGCUCUGGACGAGUUUACAGAGAGCCACAGCCCCCCCAGGAGCUACGUCCACCUUAUCGUACAAUCAGAUUUUCAGGGAGUAGCACGCCAAGGAACAUCGAAGCACCAGCGCACUAAUGAGCACAGAGAGCUGUCCCUGCUGGCAUACCUCAGCCAGCUGCAGUCUCCUGACCCGGGCCCUGUCAGGCCUCUGCACUGCCUCACCCCGUACCAGGUUCCACAUUCAGCAGUGGCUGUAGGUGUGACCCACUGCGAGGUGGCACCCAGUCACAUGCUUUAUGCUGUCAAUGCCAGUCUGGUGGGUCUGUGCUGCCUGGGGGAAAAAGUAAUGAGCCGAGGAGGCCCAGUCCUGCUCUCACAAGCACCCAUCUGCCCAUGUGUGGGCUUUGGUGUGCUUCGAGGUAUUGACAUGGUGCGCGGUCUGUACUUCCUGCUGACUCCUGUAGCUCCCUCCAUACUCCGUAAUGUCAACUGUCUCCUUCUGGGAGCCAUUUCACUACCAGCCUGCAUCCUCGCCACACAGUCCGGCUUUGAGGGAGAGAUGCCCUACGUCACCACAGACUACAGUUUUGAUCUCUCUGGGGCUGGAAAGCUGCGUGUCUUCAAGGGAUUGAUAAGGCCCGGUCAAUCAGGGACAACACAGUGACAUUUUGUACACAUCUGAUUUCACUUCUGUCUUUUGCCCUCCUCGUUGACUGGCUACGCCAAGCCAGGAUGAGCCUUUGAAUGUACAGCUCUGAGGUCGAGAGGGAGGAAUAUUUUUAUAAAACGGUUCAGUCUGACAAAGGAGCUAGUAAAACAGACUCUGCUGGAGAUUGCCGGCUCCUUCCUGUCAGUGGACUUCCUUUGGAUAACCUCAGCUGUUCUCAACCAUGUCCAACACCCUGCUGAGAACGUUUUUGACAACGGCGUGAAGUAUACUUUUGAGUUUCUGUGCUUUCUAUCACACAGACACUUGUAUCAUAAGUUUCAGUCAAGGCUCCUGUGCGGCGUCUGUUCCUGGAAGGAGACAUUCCAAAGCCGACAAUGAAUACAUGAUGUGUCAAAUAUUAAAUGAGAAAUAACUUUUGUUCACUCUUUUUGCUUUCCUUGUCAGUGUCAAGACUCUAACCUAUCUGAAGACCAAUGCAACCGGUGGGCAUGGUCGUUUUUUAAGUUUCAUUACAAGCACUGUUCGUUCAACAGUUAAACUUCACAAAACAGUGGUACCGUCAUACAACCAUUCAAUGCAGUACAAGUUUAUUCCAUUCGUCUGUUGGAAAAAGGGAGUUUUUUUUCUCCAUUUUUAAAAUGACAUAUCAAGACUUUGCUCAGAAUCAUGACAAAAGCUGUGAUUAAUUCAAAACUGGGCUGACUCCUUUCCUCCAGAUGACUAAAAUACACUUCCAUAACCUGAUUUGGACAAGAAGUUGUUUUCUGACGGUUGGAUUGUUUGACAAAAUUGUCCGCUGCCAAGACACUUCACCCUUUCUGCUUACAUUUGACAUUCAAGUAAAAGGUUCAAGGCAAGGUCGAUGGGAUGAGGUUUUCUUAUGACUUCAGCUCAUGAAGCCAUCACUCAAUCCUGCCUUGUUUGUAUUAUAUCCACAUUAUGCCAGUGAAUAAUGUUUGUCUGGGUUGGCACAAAUGGCAAGUUCUGGUCUGUCUAUUGUUGGGCUACAACCCAGCUUCAGCUGUUACACAUUUCUUACGGGGCUGAAAAGACAUUUACAGUGUUGCUGCACUUACAGGGCGUCCGACAAGUUUUGUAAAUGCAAAAUGUCAAAUUUGUUUUUGUAGGCCUGUGGGGGAAAAUAAAGUUCAUUUUGUUUCUUA